UCGUCAGGCGGGCGUCGUCGCUGGCUGAUCAUUACGAGACGGUUUACAGAACUUGGGUCUUACGAAACAGUUGCAUUGCUCUGUCGGACUUCUGUUGGGUCACACUUCUUGUGGAUCACUUGAGUUUUUGCGAAGCAAAGAGUUGCAACUUCUUUAAGAUCGGGGAUGGCAUCAACUUACGGCCAGGUGUUGGCACCGGUCCUACCAUUUAUGGGAAAGCUUCCGGAAGCGAUGGAGCCGGGCUGCCGGAUCCGGAUCAAGGGUACGAUCAGUCGCCCGAAUGGUGAUUGUCGCAUUCAACUGCAGUCAAACGGAUCACUGGAACCUCUGGAGGACGUGGCUUUGAGUUUAAAUUUCCUGCCGGCGACCCGGGAACUGAUUCGAAACAACUAUUGCUCAGGUCGUUGGGAUCAGGAGGAACGUGCCGGAAGCUGUCCCAUUAAUUUUGAUGAAGAGUUUGACGUGGUGAUCGGCGCCGACUCCGGGGGGUUUGUGAUUGAGAUCGACGGCCAUCACUUUAGCAGCUUCAGGCAUCGGUGUGUGCUUCAGACGGCCAAGUUCAUAUUCAUUACCGGGGGUUGCACAAUUCGAUCCGUGGGCUAUGAAAACUGGAGUGUAAAACACGUGAAACAGAUCAGUGUUGUUCCAAGUGCACCUGUGAUCAGCACCGUUCAUCAACCGACGACGACGACGACGACGACACCGCCACUUGGGCCAACAACGAUUCCGUUUCAGUUUCCUGCAUGGCCGCACAGCCCUCACAUGUCAUAUUUCCCGCUUACAAAUGUUUCCGCCCAUCAUCAGCCGCUGCUGCAUCAUCCGGUGGCCACGGGUGGACAUCAUACCGGUCUCAAUCCGGCAGCUAUGAUUCUACAGCAUCCACUACUAAUGAAUUUUUCAACGGAAAUUGCGAAAAAUCUGCCCAACGAGGGCACGUCUACCCAGUACAAACUUUUGGUGAUGGUUCUUUGGAAAAUCAUCUGCAUCCUGUUCAAAGCGCUAAAGUACGUCAUCGUAGCACUUAUUGGUUGCCUGGGAAUCUACAUUCUAUCCAAGCGGCUACGAUUAUGAUUAGAUUACCAGCCGGAAUCUCCGAAAAAUCAUCACCCACUGUGCAUAUUUUUAUCCGCAGCUUGAAGCUUGGUGCAAGGAUUUACACAAACGGCCCCAGCAGAAUUCCAUUCCAUUUCGAAACUAAGGUAGGUAGUAAUAAAGGUAAAAAAAAAUGGUUAUCGUUAUGACAAAUUAUAAAUUCUAAGGAAGAUGCAAACAAAAUAAAUUCCACUGCUA
Uranotaenia lowii is the source of this 1290-nucleotide messenger RNA. RefSeq lists its product as uncharacterized. The coding region runs from base 166 to 1071 and encodes 301 amino acids. Gene Ontology annotation, molecular function: carbohydrate binding; galactoside binding. The record is from RefSeq and is a predicted model, not a curated record. Lineage: Eukaryota; Metazoa; Arthropoda; Insecta; Diptera; Culicidae. The transcript has 5 exons.